AUGCUCUUCUGCCCAACGUGCGCCAACUGCCUUAUCAUCCAACUCGACGAUCACGGAAACAACAAGUGGUCAUGCCACACUUGUCCAUACGAGUUCCCUAUCGUGCGACAGAUGACCACACGCCAGCAUCUGAAGCGCAAACAAGUGGACGAUGUUAUGGGUGGCGAGGAGAGCUGGAAGAACGUCGAUUCGACCGAUGCGCCGUGUCCAAAGUGCGAGAAUCCAAAAGCUUUCUUCAUGCAACUGCAAAUUAGGUCGGCGGACGAACCAAUGACCACAUUCUACCGCUGCACAAACGGUCAAUGUGCAUAUCAAUGGAAAGAAAAUUAG
This is a messenger RNA of Mycosarcoma maydis (corn smut), 330 nucleotides long. Its product is annotated as putative DNA-directed RNA polymerase III core subunit RPC11. The record is from RefSeq and is a predicted model, not a curated record. Lineage: Eukaryota; Fungi; Basidiomycota; Ustilaginomycetes; Ustilaginales. Bases 1 to 330 code for a protein of 109 amino acids. Gene Ontology annotation, cellular component: RNA polymerase III complex. The transcript is spliced from 3 exons. Gene Ontology annotation, molecular function: nucleic acid binding; DNA-directed RNA polymerase activity; zinc ion binding. Gene Ontology annotation, biological process: termination of RNA polymerase III transcription; DNA-templated transcription.